CAGGUGUUCGACGAUUAGAUAUUUCCAGCAACCCAGUUACUCGUCUUUGGUAUAAAUACCGGCCUAACUGCCCACUCGAAUUCACACUGCAUCGACGAUUUAGUGCGACAAGACCUGACCAUGGCAUCGACAACUUUUGCUCUCGUUCUCUUCACCCUCUGCCUGGCUACCGGUAUUCAGGGUGAGUCAACCCCCUACACAUCCUGCUCAACGGUUGCAGACCCGAUCGACUUCCGGAUGGACGGAUGUACCGAAACACCCUGCGCCCUUUACCGAGGAGAAACAGCUUCUGCCGAAUGGGAUUGGGAAGUCACCGCCGACACGACCACCCUUACACCCCGUGUGAAGGCGAUAGUCCUUGGACUGAGCAUCAGCUACGACAUCGGGCAAGAAGACGCCUGCGAGACCCUGACCAACGGCGAAUGCCCAUUGGACAAGGGAGAGGAGAUCACCUACAGCUUAUCGAUGCCCGUCCUGGCAGCCUACCCGAAACUCAGUUUGACCGUCGAAUUCGCCCUCUUGGACGACGACGGCAACGCCCAGGUCUGCUUCAGGGUCCCCGUGAAGGUCCAGGAUAGAUCCUAGUUUC
This is a messenger RNA of Diprion similis, 589 nucleotides long. RefSeq names its product NPC intracellular cholesterol transporter 2 homolog a-like. Bases 121 to 585 code for a protein of 154 amino acids. The record is from RefSeq and is a predicted model, not a curated record. The transcript is spliced from 3 exons. Gene Ontology annotation, biological process: intracellular cholesterol transport. NCBI's taxonomy places the organism in Eukaryota, Metazoa, Arthropoda, Insecta, Hymenoptera, Diprionidae. Gene Ontology annotation, molecular function: sterol binding.